GCCCUGAGCACUGUGCUCGCCGCCCUGGGCCCUAUCACGCUGCUGCUGACGACGCAGACCCCUCCUAUAUCCGCUGGUUGCUCCCUAGCAUGUCUUCACUCGUCCGCUUCUCUCGCCACACGCUCAAGCAGCUCAAGUUCGUGCUCCCGGGAGGACUCACCACGUACUAUUUUGACAGCCAUAAUGUCUUCCUUCGGAUCCUGGCAGGGGAUGGGGCAGUACAAGGCUGGGGCCGGUCUGCGGCACGGUUAUCCAUCCUCUCAGCCACCGUCACCAUCUCUCUGUUUCUAUACGUUUUAGUACUACCAUUACUCCAAGGAGAACAGCCAAAUUACCGGCACUGGCGACAGUCUGGGGUGCUAAGUACAGUCAUUCCUAUCAUGACCGCGUCCAUAGUCGCCGGCUGGACCCUCCUCGCGUAUACCUUCGGCCGUUGGUCAAGCUUGGGCUACUUGGAAGGGGUAAUAGCCUCGUCUGGGCUGUAUGCGCUGGUCUUUGGCCUGCUGGGUCUCAUUCCGGCGCCCAAGGUACAUCGGCAGUAACUAAACGUGAAUUCCCUGUAUCAUCGGAGCCUGUGGAACCAGGGUUGCGUUUUUAUGUAUCCUUUGCAACCUAAUAUCU
Molecule: messenger RNA, 621 nt
Organism: Trametes versicolor FP-101664 SS1
Lineage: Eukaryota; Fungi; Basidiomycota; Agaricomycetes; Polyporales; Polyporaceae
Exons: 5
Coding region: 90-542 (150 amino acids)
Source: RefSeq, a predicted model, not a curated record